AUGAGUAAUAAUCCAAAAUCAAAAGAAUAAAACCUAUUAGUUUAAAAAACAGAAUAAGAAACCUUUGAAUUCUCAAAAUACCAAUAAUUCUCUUAAAAUUAGAACUAGAAGGAAAAUGUAUUAAAGAUAUAAUAGGGAAUUGCAAUUCCAAAUAACAGUGAUUAUACUAAAAUGCAAGAAUAGGAAUGUCCAUAAGAUAAUCUGAUACAUCAAAAAUGCUUUAGUAUCCAAAAAAUGUUCGUGAUAAAAGUUCUCGUCCUCUUUUUCUUUUGGUCUCUUUUUUAAUUUUUCUUAAUCUAUGCUUUGCUUUAUGGAAUGAGAGAAUUUAUAGACCAAAUUGCGCCUUAUUUAUUUCCAAUAUCUCUUCUGUUAAUGUGUGGACUAGCUAAAAUUGGAACUCUUUGGCAAUUCAGACGAUUUCCAGAAAACCUAUUCAUCCUAAUAUUCUAAGUCUACCUAUCAACUUAAACAUACUUGACAUUUUGUAGAUUAUUUAAUAAUGAUUCAAUAAACGAUGAGGAUGGGAUAUCUUUUAGUGCUGCUGACUUAGUAUUUGUACUUGCAGAAAACUAAUUUAUCUUCAAUUGUGUGAUUAACCUCAUCUUGAUCUUAUAUUUUGCUAUUGAAUAAGAAACAAUAAGAAUAUUUAUUCCUAUUGCUGUUUGCUGUAUAUUUGGAUUAAUUCCGCUAAUAUUCAACAUUUGGUUAUUUAUAAAUUCCAUCAUCUCAGUCCUAUAUGGAUCUACAAUAAUGAUAGUUAUUGGAUAGAUUGUUAAAGGAAGAUUUAUGAUUUAAGUGGAUAACAUAAUUGCAGCCACAAAUAUCCUCUUUUUUGGACUUAUCCUUCCAGUUGAAAUGUUUUGA
Messenger RNA from Paramecium tetraurelia, 864 nucleotides. RefSeq lists its product as uncharacterized. NCBI's taxonomy places the organism in Eukaryota, Ciliophora, Oligohymenophorea, Peniculida, Parameciidae. The transcript has 6 exons. The record is from RefSeq and is a predicted model, not a curated record.